AUGGAGCCUCACGGAGCUACAGCGUCCUCUUCCUCCGCCAUGGCAUCCUCACCAGCCGCCGCCUCUGGCCUCCCGACGCCUUCGCAGUCGUCUCGACGAAAAGCAAACCCUUCCAUCACCCCUCGACGCUUCACCCGUUUCUGGUACCAGAGGCAAGCCCAAACCGAAGAGCUACCAAAACCUAGGAGCAUCCUUGGCAACUUAGACUCGUCAUCCGUCAACCACCGACAAUUUCUCUCGCCUCAAUCUCUCUUUAGCGACCCCAUUGCAUCCGAUCCUAUCUCUCCUCCGUCUCCCACCAGCCGAUUACAGGAUGAUUCAAGGAAACGAAAGCUUCAGGCCGGACAGGCUGAGCCCGACUUCAAGAGGCCUGCUCUCAACCUUGAGAAUAUGCCUCCACUCCGACUCAAUCUCCCAGCCCAAGCAUCCCAGGAGAACGAUGUUACCUUGGCGGAUACUCCCACAAAGGCUCAAGAUAGUCAAGAGAGUCUCAACAGCCGUAGAAAAGCUACUCUGGUAUGGAAGCGUCCCAACCUCACACCAUCUUCAUCCCUGUUGACCCUCCAUCAGAGCGACUUCUUCAAAGCCAGCCGUGGCGGUGCUCAAGCAUUGAAGAAAAAGACAAGCUCUGUCAGUUUUCAUAGCCCUGCUGACGCGGUGGAGCCCAAUAACACACUGGAAGGAUACGCACCAAGACCGAUUAGGAAAUUUGGCAACCGAGGAUUCGAAGCUCAACUCCUCAACCGCGAACAUGGGUUCGGAUAUCCCAAUGGCCAGACAUACCUUCACACCCCAGCUUAUGACAUCCGUUCCGAGACGGCCAACUUUCACAGCCGUAGCACCGAUUAUCAUGAGUGUGUCGCCCGAGACAGGCCUGGCAACACCAUCCCAUUCUGCCUUGCCAGCGCCAACAGUGCCCCGGUAACCGCCAUUGGUGAUGAAGAAGGCUGCGUGAGGUUCUUCAACACGACUUCAACCGACAAUCCCGCUGAGGACAAGGUUGAUGCUCACUUCCAAGUCCACGACAAUGCUAUCUGGGACAUGGCUUUCUCGAGGGACGACCUCCGCCUUGCAACAGCUUCUGGUGAAUCAGGCGUCAUCAUCGACACCAUUACACAGACCGUUGCAGCUAAGCUUGAGGGUGGUCACUGGGACUCGACACGGCAAAUCGCAUGGCAGAAGGGACAAACCACGGGCAACGUCUUGGCCACCUCGGAUAAGGCUGGACGCAUUCGCCUGUGGGAUCUGCGAUGCCCCGAAGCCCGCAGCAAGAGCUUUUCUACCCGUUCUAGUUCCGGCGAAUCCAAGGCUCGCCGGGUUGUCGUCGAGAGGGAUAGAAACCUCGACCCCUUCCGCGCGGCCACCGUCAACAUUCUCGAUAGAACUCAUGAACGUACCAUGGCGGGCAACACCUCGACCGCAUCCGUCACCGCCAUCCAAUGGCUUCCCGCUGACCGUGAGCACCUGCUCCUUUCGGCUUCUGAGGCUGAGGCUGUCGUCAAGCUCUGGGAUCUCCGAUAUAUCAAGCCUCGCCGCCAGGAGAAGAGCACCCCCUUGGCUUCCACCCGCGCGCCGACCUCGCACGCUUGGCGAUCCUACGGCAUUACCUCUCUAGCUCUUAGCAACGAUGCUGCUCGCAUGUACGCCGUCUGCAAGGACAACACUGUUUAUGCAUAUUCCACUGCUCAUCUGAUGCUCGGUCACGCCCCUGAACUGGAGGAUUUCGCUACGAAGCGCCGACCAACCGGUGUUGAGGGCCUCGGUCCCCUCUACGGCUUCAAGCACGAUUCUUUUUCCGCCCGAACCUUUUACGUCAAGUGUAGCAUCCGCCAGAAGGGUCUCUCACACAGUUCCGACCUCCUCGCUGUCGGAAGCACCUCUUCGUCCGUCAUGCUCUUCCCCACUGACGAGCGCUAUCUCCGAUCGGCCUGCGACCAGCGCGCCCACGUUCUCGACUCCCCAGGCUCCGCCAUCACUCCCUCCCGGUCCUUCUCAGCCCCGGAGACUACGUUCCCCAUCUUCCGCACUGGCACACCCCUCAUCCAUGGACACUCAAGCGAGGUCACCAACAUCAGCUGGACGCACGAUGGCAAGCUCGUCAGCGCUUCUGAUGACUACAUUGUGCGCCAGUGGCAGGAGAACGGCGAGCGUGCACGGCACUACAGACAGGUUGGCGACUUCGGUGGUGAGCGUCACAUGGCAGGCUGGGCCGAUGUGGGCGACGACUGGGACGCCGAGGAUGAUGAAGAGUAG
Fusarium falciforme is the source of this 2253-nucleotide messenger RNA. RefSeq lists its product as hypothetical. The record is from RefSeq and is a predicted model, not a curated record. Bases 1 to 2253 code for a protein of 750 amino acids. Gene Ontology annotation, molecular function: protein binding; protein-macromolecule adaptor activity. The transcript is spliced from 2 exons. NCBI's taxonomy places the organism in Eukaryota, Fungi, Ascomycota, Sordariomycetes, Hypocreales, Nectriaceae. Gene Ontology annotation, biological process: proteasome-mediated ubiquitin-dependent protein catabolic process. Gene Ontology annotation, cellular component: nucleus.